AUGGACAACACAAACGAAAGGACAAAAACAAGGACGCGGACAAGGCGAACAGGACUCAUCUCCCUCGCGCUCGCAAUCACAACAACAGCCUGUCUCCUCGCUUCCUCAUCAUCUUCCACCCUCGUCAACGCCGACUCCUCUUUCAUCAACACCAUCCACAGCGACCCCGCAACCGCCGCUGCUGCAACCCAAAACUCGUCCCUCCUCUGGGGUAUCUACAGACCCAACCUUUACUUUGGAACCCGUGCUCGUCUUCCUGAUACACUCAUGACUGGUCUCAUGUGGUUCGGUACCCAAGACCUUUCUGGCCCUGACCAUAUCCGCCACGGAUGCGAAGAACGUGACGGGUUCGAAAAGUACGGCUGGCUCAAACACGACGGACGGACGUUCGGAACUCAGGAACUCAAAGAUACCCGCAACAAUGUCGACUUGACCACAGAGUUCAUCAAGGUGCCUGGAGGUAACCAUGGAGGAUCUUGGGCCGCUAGGAUCUCGGGAAAGCCUAUCCGUAAGGGAGAGCCCAUGUCGAUCUCGACUCUUUACUACAUCGGCUUGGACGGCGAUGGUCAGCUCAAUGUUGAUACUGCCAGCUAUGAUGUCAAAGCACCUAUUGUAGGAACCGCCAAGGAGUUGGGCGACUUUGAUAUCACCAUCCAGCAAACCUUCGGAUCUGAAACCACUACUCACUACAUGGGAGCUGCUAUUCCCAAGGGAUCCGUGUGGCGUGCCAAAGACUUUGUAAAGGAGAUCUUGACGCACAAGGCACAGGUCAUGCAACAGCAGGGUGCGAUUGACUUCCAACCCCAGGAUUUGUACAUUUUGCCUGAUCAGUUAUAUGGUGACUCUACCAACAUCCUUAUCAUUCAGAUGAACUACGACUCUGAGUUUGAGUUCGAGGUGAGGUUCAAUUCAAAGUCGUCGCCCAACCCAGUCACCACCGAGACAAUUUCGUCCGCAAUCUCCAAGGCCGAGGACGCGUUUGACAAGCGCUUUGAAGAUACUUUCCACCUGAAGCAGCACGGAUACUCGGACUCGAUGGUCAACUUUGCUAAGGCAACCAUGAGCAACCUCGUUGGAGGUAUUGGCUACUUUCACGGAUCUUCGAUUGUUGAUGAAUCGCCCACUUACGAGGAUGGACAAAAUGAUCAUUUGGAAGGACCAGUUGCCAGACGCCCUUCGCCCAACCCUCAGAUGACUGCUCCUGCAUCGCUGUUCUCGGCUGUCCCAUCCCGUUCAUUCUUCCCUCGCGGAUUCUACUGGGAUGAAGGUUUCCACCAAACCUUGGUCGGCCAAUGGGACAAUGACCUCAGUUUGGAGAUUAUCAAAAGUUGGUAUGAUCGUCAGGACAGCGACGGUUGGAUCCAGAGAGAGCAGAUUCUUGGCGAAGAGGCCAGAAGCCGUGUCCCUGAACAGUUCCAGAUCCAGUACCCCGAGCAUGCCAACCCUCCUACACUCUUGUACGCCAUUAGCGGAUACUUGGAUCGUCUCAGCAACGCCACCAACACCUUCUCUGUUGGCGCCUUUGGUAACGCUGCCCAGACACAAUUCAGCUCUGAUUUUGCUGAAGGUGAGCAGGAUGUCUUGAACGGACGCUUGGCGAAUACGGAUCUAGCGAAGCAGUAUCUUGCAGAGUUGUACCCAAAACUCCGUACCAACUACGAGUGGAUGAGACGCACUAUGCAGGGAGGCAUUCGUGAAUAUGGACGCAUGUCGCGGUCGCGUGUUGAGGGUUACCGCUGGAGGGGGAGGACCAAGUCGCAUACGCUGACUUCUGGAUUGGAUGAUUACCCCAGAGCUGAUCUUCCUAGUGUUGCGGAGUUGCAUGUCGAUUUGCUUUCUUGGAUUGGGUUCAUGAGUCGUAACCUUCAGCGUAUUGCUAGCAUUGUUGGCGAGGAGGAUGACGCCGAGGAGUUUGAGGAUCACUACAAAGCCAUUGUUCACAACGUCGAUGAUCUGCAUUGGAACGAAGAACAGAAGGCGUACUGCGACGUUACCAUAGACGAGACUGACGAAAGCAUCCAAGUCUGCCACAAGGGAUACAUCACCCUCUUCCCCGUCUUGCUUGGGAUCGUCUCCCCCGAGUCCAAGAACUUGGAUCAUAUUUUAGAUUUAAUGCAUGAUCCUAACGAGCUCUGGACUCCCUAUGGACUUCGAUCACUGUCGGCUUCUAAUGAGCAUUUUGGAACUGGCGAGAACUACUGGAAGGGGCCUAUCUGGAUUAAUGUCAAUUACCUUGCCCUUCAUUCCCUCAAGACUCAUUAUGUCGAGAAGGGCCCUUACCGCGAAAAGGCUGCAAAGGUCUACAAUGAGCUGCGCGACAACCUCAUAAAGAACAUCUACAGCGAAUAUGAGCGGACAGGAUAUGUGUGGGAGCAGUAUAAUGAUAAGACGGGCCAUGGGCAGCGUAGCCAUCCGUUUACGGGCUGGACUGCUAUGAUUGUUUUGAUUAUGCAGAUGGGGCGCGCGUGA
Linnemannia hyalina is the source of this 2469-nucleotide messenger RNA. The record is from the annotation of a GenBank genome assembly. Lineage: Eukaryota; Fungi; Mortierellomycota; Mortierellomycetes; Mortierellales; Mortierellaceae.